Ruditapes philippinarum (Manila clam) is the source of this 1275-nucleotide messenger RNA. RefSeq names its product putative ATP-dependent DNA helicase Q1. Gene Ontology annotation, molecular function: nucleic acid binding; 3'-5' DNA helicase activity; ATP binding. The transcript is spliced from 2 exons. The record is from RefSeq and is a predicted model, not a curated record. Bases 1 to 1275 code for a protein of 424 amino acids. Gene Ontology annotation, cellular component: chromosome; nucleus; cytoplasm. Gene Ontology annotation, biological process: double-strand break repair via homologous recombination. Lineage: Eukaryota; Metazoa; Mollusca; Bivalvia; Venerida; Veneridae.
AUGGCUGAAGUUAAACAGUUACUGAACGAUUGUGCAAAGGAUUUUGAUCCGGCACUUGUUUUAAAGAGUAAGCAAAUUGAGUGCUUUGAACAUAUUUUAUCUGGUAAGGAUGUAAUUGUAAAUCUGCCAGUUGGAUACGGGAAAAGCCUUGUUUACCAAUUGUUGCCAGGCAUCAUGAAGAAGAAGGGGUUAACAAAGAAUGUUGUAUUGGUCGUAUCCCCCUUAAAUAUAAUACAGGAGGAGCAGUUAAAUUUUUUAGGAUCUCGCGGUGUCACAGCAUGUAGGUUACCAUACAGUGAUAAGGAACCAGACGUUGACAUGGAUUUGUCAAAAAUUCUUGAAAAUUCAGUCAUAUUUGCACACCCAGAGGCCUUGUUAAAUACUGACUUUGGGAAGUCACUUCUCCAAGACAGGGCUUUCAUAGAUGCAGUGGCAGCAGUGACAAUAGAUGAAUGUCACAUUGUUGAGGAAUGGGGAGCGGAGUUCAGGACAGCUUACAAAAAACUAAAGAUGUUGCCAGCAAUAUUUGAUAGAAUUCCCUUCAUUGCCUUAAGUGGGACCCUUACCAAAGAUCAAAUGAGGACAUUACCAGACAUCCUUGGCUUACUUUGUCCUGCGUUAGUACAGGAAACCCCAGAUAGAACCAAUAUAUUUCUUUCAAAAAUCAUGAAAGUGAAAAGUAGUGAUAUGUGUGGGGUGUAUGAGGAAAUCUUUAAAGAAGAGUGUGAAUUACUUCACAAAGACCCUAAAAUUUAUCCAAUAACACUAAUGUUUAUGCCAUUAUAUUACAUCAGCCAAGCAGCAGCAUACUUAAUGCAUCUCUUUGGACCUUGUGACAUAACAAAGUCUUGUUACUCUGUGUUGUAUUCUAGGCAGGAAAAGGCAGUAAUUAAAGCAACAGUAGAAGAAUUGUAUUUACCCCAACCCAGAAUUCGUUUAGUUCUUACAUCAUCGGUUGCUGGUAUGGGCUUUGAUCCUCCUUGCAUUGAGAGAGUGAUCCAUGCCAAACCACCAAGAAGUUUGUCUCAGUACCUGCAGGAAAUAGGACGGGCCGGUAGAAGAGGACAACCCAGUAAAGCCAUUCUCUAUUGUAAUAAACAAGAUGUUGCUAAGAAUUUACCAGGUAUCCAGGACAAUAUUGUUGAAUACUGUAACAAUGAUGUAAAGUGUCUCCGUGAAAUGCUGCUGGAACCAUUUGGAUUUUUGAAAUCUGACAAUAUUGAUGGUGACAAAUGUUGUUCAUAUUGCAAAAAACAGACAUCUUGUACAAAGUAA